AUGACCAUCCCCCCUCCGCCACCGCGCUCUACCGCACCUUCCCAAUCCCACACCAUGAUGCUGCCGGGUCCGCCCCCUGCCCCACCGACCUACUGGAACAGACAGGCAAAUACUUAUGCGAAUGCGCCAAACAGUGCUGCCCCGCACGCUCCUUACAACCCUAACGCAUAUCGUACCUAUCAGCAGUCGUCGCAGCCGCCAAUGAACUACAUGGGCACCCAGCCAGACACCCAACCACUCACUUCAGCCACGUAUAUUCCUGGCGGCGAGUCUUUUGGCCCGGGUGUUGGCAUUCCGCCUCUCCACACUUCGGAUAGCUACAGUGCGAACAGCUACCACCCAUACUUCGGGGAUUAUUCUCAGUCGAACCCGCCGCUGGCCACGCCGCCUGAGGAGCUUUCCAAUGCCAACUACACGAGCCAAACGCCGCAGGCACCGACGCGCCCGCCGCCUGGCCAACCCGUUCUUCCAGUCCAGGAACACCAACAUUCAGGCUCGGCGAAUCCGGUUAUUCACGCAAAGCAUGCCUCUAUGCGCAGCGAUGGGACCGCUGCGAACACGCCCGUAUCACCUUCUCAACAGCCUGGCUUCCAAUGGCCUUUGGAUCGCGUUCUGAUAUGGCUCGCAUCAAAUUCCUUCUCGAACGAUUGGCAAGACACGUUUAAAGUAAUGAAUCUCGAAGGGGACAGAUUCCUCGACCUCGGCAGGGGACACGGAUCAAGCGGAAAUGUGGCAAUGAUUCAUGGCGAGAUAUUUCCGCAGCUGGCAAAAGUGUGUACUGCGAGCGGAACAGGGUGGGACCAGACGCGCGAAAGAGAUGAAGGGAAGAGGCUACGGCGGCUUGUCAAAGCGAUUGUGGACAACGGCGGCGUUGCCACGAUUGCAAAGCCCGUUCCAGGCCGGCGCACUUCUACGACAUUCCAUACAAGCGCCGGGGCAGAUGGCACAAUUGAGAACUCGCCAAACCUGGGACGCCCGGAGCUGUUUGGGUCAACGCCCACGACAGCCGCAGACGGAGAGAGCCCCGGCAAGCCCAUGGGCCCAUUGAGUCUCAAUUCACCUGCGACAAACCCGAGGCGCCACUCUGGACAGCGCAAUUUCACGGUCCCGUCCCUGAGUCAGCCGGACCACGUUUCUGAAACUGGGCGGAGCAUCUAUUCAGAAAAGGUUCUGAGAAACAUUGGCGACGGCCCGGCAUCCAAAAGACAUAGUCCCAACGCCUCAGGAGAGUUUGGUUCCCGAGAGGCUUUGAGAUCGGCUAGCCCACAACAAAGCCCUGCACUAGGAUCUGUACGCCCGGCCCAGGCCACGAGCGCGACUAGGUAUUACGUUAAUCGCCACGAUCCAGCCAACUCGGAGUCGAAUCUCCCGACCUUGGCCAGUAUUUCAGGGCAACAGCCUGGAAAAUCUGGCGAAUACCGAAGGAACUGUAUCGAAGGGGGUCGCGAUUACAGCAGCAGUCGACACAACAGCAACGAUCCGGAAAAAUCCAAGGAACACAAGAGCUUUUUGUCCAAGUUUCGACGGGACAGAAAACACGAUUCUCAUCCAUCUCCAGAUGAGUCAAGCAUCGAUUCCCCCACCAGCCCUGUUGCUAGCUUCCGCUACCUACCUACCAACGCCCCCUUGAGAUCGAGCUUAAACUCCAGCGAGACGUCGUUGAACGAACGGCCCCCCUCGCGUAGAUCAGCCCAAGCUGAAGCCGACAGUUCCGCGACGCGGCCUCGCGCCAUGACGAGGGAUUCAGAGCCUCGCAAGUUUUUCUUCGUCACCCCUGAUGGGUGGAAUUACCGACUUGUGGAUGUCACCGGCAUCGACUCUGCCAGUAAACUGCGCGACACGAUAUGCCGGAACCUCGGUUUCUUCAACACACCUGACAUAACACUGCACCUUACUGCAGCGGGCCAGACCGAGCACGACGAAGGACUUAACGACGAGCUCUUGAUGCAAACGAGACGGAUAGCAGAUGGGUCAGGGAAUCUGAAGAUAUUUGUGAACGUGCCAGAGCCCGCAUCCGGCCCUGCAGGCUUGGGAUUGGGCAUGGCCGGGACUGUAGCAUCGCCUUUUGGUCCUAUGUCACUGACCGGUAAGCCGAUAGAUGAAGAUAGGCUCAGGGAACUGCAGGCGCAGAACCGGUUAGACUCUCCCGAUCCUCGAUCCGGCGAAUCCACGCUUGUGCCAGCCCAAGAGCAGGCUCUCCGCAACCUCGGCAAGGACCCCGAUCUGGCAGUUGAUGGUAGUAGUCAUCGUCCGAAGAAAUCGGACAGGACGUGGGAAGCAGCCGGCACCAACGACAUGUCUGAACAAGAACGCAAGGAGCUGCUUGAGGCAGCAGCCGAGGCUCAUCGCCGCGACAUGCAAAUCCGACAAAAGGCAUAUCUUGAGAAGCGUAGGAACAACUUGAAAGCGGCGGCGUCACCGAUGGAACCGCCGCCGAGCGCAAUCGGCUACAUCCGAGAGGGUAUCAUCGACUUUGAUGAGCGCCGCGACUCUCCCUACGAAGACGGGAAACGGCCGUUCGAUGAACGCAAGAACAAACUGGUGCCGCUUAGAGAGCCACCGCCCGCGCCGCAGGUCGAGACCGAAACACUCAUCAGAGCCAACACCCUCAGCAAGCGCGAGCGCGGUGGCAGGCGUGAUUCUCGGCCAGAGGCCGACGAACCGCUACCGCUGCUCACCAACCGAACCUCUAGCGGGGAAACAGGCACGCCCGACGUCGAACGAACCCGCCGCGCCUUCCCCGAGACACCCUCUGUCACAUCAGGCAUCGGCGCUGCGCUACUCGGAGUAGGCAAGCUUGGUGGCAUGAUUGGCGCUCCUCCGCGUGCUCCACUCAAGCCUUCGGCAUCAGAGGUGAAGCAUCAACGAGCGAUGACUGCUGUGAAUUUUGCUGCUUCUCGGAACGGUAGUCCAGGUGGGUCCCCUAGAAGUUUUCAUGGUAUUACCAUGAGCAAAGGUCAAAUUCCGUUUAUGAUUCCUGACUAUUUUACGGAAGCUCCUAUGGAGGACCGUGCACAGCAAAACAAGCCAGAUUCGACCCUCGAAAAGUCCGCCGUCGAGAACCCCGCCAUCUCCAAGCUCAGAGAGGCCUCGGCCGAGCUCGCGAUGCACGUUUCGCCGGAAGUCAGCCCAAGUACUGCGGGCCCACCGACGUCGCUCUCGCGCAUGUCUUCCAGAAGGUCAAACUUCGAUUUCCAGGAGACGCAUGUGGCGUUCUCCAAGUCCCCGGUUAUUACGGCGGAGGAUUCUGAUGAAGAUUCUGACGACGGCUUGUUCGCAAAGCCUAUUGCGACUAAGAGCCCGCCGCGUACGAAGAUUGAAGAGCCUCAAUCGGCGAGGAGCCAAAGACCCUCGCUGUCAAUUGAGACCAAGUCAAAGAUACGUUUCGCGUCACCUGAAAGGGGCAGGGGACUUAGCGCCAGCGGAAAUCCGCCUAAUAUUGACAGAUUCAUCCCUACGGACCUUUCCCUGGACUCACCGGAGGAGGGGAGGGCCUUCAAUGGCCGACGGGAAUCCUUCGCGAGUGACAUUUGGGCUAACCGUCCCCCGCCCGAGGCUCUUGUGGAACACCUCGACGAGUUCUUCCCGAACGUCAACCUCGAUCAACCGAUUAUGGACGAGAAUGAGCAGACGCCCCCAGCGUCUCCUACCCAGGAUGGCAGGAGCCAACAGGAGCCCAGUACCCCCCAGGAUGUUAGCCGUGCGGUUACACCAUUGUCAGCGCCUGAAGAUGAGAGCACUCUGCGGAGCUCCGACCAGUCGGCGCUGAAGCGUGGCGAUACGAUCAUGUCCAUGGCACAGCGGAACAUGCGCAAGGCGGGUGGCCUCGGACGCACCAAGUCUAUCCGUGAGACUGUCAGGUCCCAGUAUCAGCCCCAGGAGAAGCGGUCGUAUCCCGGACCAGCGCGCGUCAACACGCUCAAGUCUGGCGACAUUGUGCGGAGGAAGAGCACAAAGAUGUUCGGCGCCAGGAUUGAGCAGGUCAAGCCGCCGCGCGGUAGCCGCAUGAUCCCGUUGUCGUCGAUCCCACAAAACACGAUGCCCGUUCAGCAAAACUUGCAGCGCCAGCCCACGUUUAAAUGGAUGAAGGGUCAACUGAUCGGCAAGGGCACGUUCGGACGGGUGUACCUCGGUAUGAAUAUGACGACGGGUGAACUGAUCGCCGUCAAGCAAGUCGAAGUGAAGCCCAACCUGGGCGGGACGGACAAAGACCGGAUGAAGGAGCUGGUGGAAGCGCUGGACCGCGAAAUCGACACGAUGCAGCACUUGGACCACCCGAACAUCGUGCAGUACCUGGGAUGCGAGCGCAAGGAGUUCUCGAUUUCUAUCUUCCUGGAAUACAUUCCCGGUGGUAGCGUUGGUAGCUGUUUGCGCAAGCAUGGCAAAUUCGAAGAAGCUGUCGUCUCGUCGUUGACACGGCAGACGCUGGACGGCCUCGCCUACCUCCACCGCGAGGGUAUCCUACACCGUGAUCUCAAGGCCGACAACAUUCUUCUCGACCUCGAUGGCACAUGCAAGAUCUCCGACUUCGGUAUCUCGAAGAAGACAGACAACAUCUACGGCAACGAUAUCACAAACUCGAUGCAAGGAUCCGUCUUCUGGAUGGCGCCCGAGGUGAUCCGCUCGCAGGGCCAGGGCUACAGUGCCAAAGUCGACAUUUGGUCGCUGGGGUGCGUGGUGCUGGAGAUGUUCGCGGGUCGGCGCCCGUGGAGCAAAGAAGAGGCCAUUGGCGCGAUUUACAAGCUGGGCAGCCUGAACCAGGCCCCGCCGAUUCCGGACGACGUGUCGCAGAACAUCAGUCCUGCCGCCGUCAGCUUCAUGUAUGAUUGCUUUACGAUUGAUCCGUCGGAUCGGCCGACGGCAGAGACGCUGUUACGCGCGCCGUUUUGCUUCUUUGAUCCACACUAUAACUUUUUGGAUACGGAGCUUUAUGGCAAGAUCCGUGGGGCGUUUGAUGGGCAUUGA
Messenger RNA from Aplosporella prunicola CBS 121167, 4965 nucleotides. RefSeq lists its product as uncharacterized. Gene Ontology annotation, biological process: protein phosphorylation. Bases 1 to 4965 code for a protein of 1654 amino acids. The transcript is spliced from 2 exons. The record is from RefSeq and is a predicted model, not a curated record. NCBI's taxonomy places the organism in Eukaryota, Fungi, Ascomycota, Dothideomycetes, Botryosphaeriales, Aplosporellaceae. Gene Ontology annotation, molecular function: protein kinase activity; ATP binding.